GCGGGAACGCGGUCUUGGCGAGGUGCUCGAGCUCGUGGACGCGGACGCUGCGGAGCGAGGAGGGGGUGGGUUCGUCAGUUGGUGUGGGAGGAGGGGAGGAGGGCCGCUCUGCCGGCUGGGGACGCACCCGGUCUCGACUGGGGCGGGCUGGGUGAUCUCGAGGAAGAACUGGACGAUGCGGUCGCGGUCGAGGACGCCGCAGCGACCUUGCUGGAUGUUGACAAUGCGCGCGAGGCGCUCAGUCGGCGAGGGCCACGUCUGGUUCAUGACCAUGUUGGACGGGUGCUGAGCUGAGUGCUCGAGUGAGGAGGAGGAAAGAGAGGGGGUGGCUCGAGGGGCAGGCCGCAACGGCUCGCGACGAGCGCACAGGCCUCGCGCCGCCGAUCUUUCCGCCAGCUCGCUCGGCUGCUCGCCCGCUCUCCUCCCUCUUCCACCUUCGCUCGCGCUUCUCGCUCGCGAUGGCUCCUACCGACCUCUUUGGCGCGCUCAAGAAGCGCUACACGGACGCCAAGUCCACCCCGACCGCUCCCGCCGCCGCGUCGACCUCCUCGCACCCGAUCCCCCUCCCGCCCUCGACGACCUCGUCCAUCCCCUCCUCGCUCGAGUGCGCCCUCACCGACCCGCGCGUCCUCAAGAAGAAGGAGCAGUGGGAGGGCACCAAGGACCUCGGCGGCAAGAGCAGCGCAGAGCGCUCGCGUGCGCACCAGGAGUACGACCUCGCUAUCGUCUUUGCGCUCAUCGAGGCCGGCGCCCCCGAGGCGGCCGAGGAGGCGGGCAGGCUCUUGUCGCGGCAGGGCUCGUUCGGCGGAGGAGCAACCGGAGGCGGCAGCACGAUGAUGAAGCUGCCCGACUUCCAGAAGUUGGUGCAGGCCGCCUUCGGCCCGGACGACGUCGACCUCGCCAUCCUGGCCAUCCUCCACUACCGCGGCGCGAGCGUCUCGCACCCGACCCUCGUUUCCGCAAAGGAGCUCGUGCAGGUGUGCAAGGCGGCAGUCAAGGACAAGACGGACAAGGACCAGCCGCCGGCCAUGCCCAUCGAGUCGUUCUUCGCCCAGUCGCCCCUCUUCUUCACGAUGCACCUGUCCUUCAAGCAGGUGCGGGCCUCGCUCGUCGCCGUCGACGCGACCGAGAAGAGCGUCGCGGUCGACUUUCGCCUCCCGGCGACCAACAUCCCGGUCCUCGAUGCUCCGCUCCUCGACCUGUACCUCGACAACAUCGAUGUCGUCGGCGACAAGCUCGAGGCGAUGGGCCCCGAGUGGCAGGCGGCCAUGGGGAUCGGGACCGGCGCUGUCGAGCCGUCCAGCCUCGACGCCGAGCUCGACGUCCACCGCUCGUCCGAGUUUGCGGCCGGCAUGUCGAUUCUGUGCGCUGCAUCCGCGACCAAGUCGCACCUCGCCGCUCGGCUCGGCAACGGCUUCGAGCUGUUCUCCAAGACGUUCGAGAUCAACUUCCCGAUCCGCAGUACGGCCGACGGCUACGAGGCCCCAGAGCAGCUCAUCGGAGACGUCUCGUCGCACGGCAACACACCGAUCAACGUCAUGUCGAUGAGCAAGGUCGACGAGAAGGUGAUCCGCGACACGUUCGGCGAGCGCGGCCACCUCGCCCACCUCGAGCGCGAGAGCCUCGCCGACGGCCAACACGUGCACGUCUUUGCGGUCGACGACGGCGACGAGACGUACAACCUCACGGUCGUCAACUCGAUGCCCUUCUUUGCCAAGCUCAACCUCGCCCUCGACAUUCCGAAGUACUCGGUCGCCUUCCUGUUCUCGCACCUCGUCUCGACGCCCUCGCGCCCCGGCUACGUCUCGGCCGCCUGGUCGCCGCCGUCGGUCGACGUCGCCCUCGCCGUGCCGAGUGCGUCCCACUUGCGGUGCCGCGCGCUCAAGUGCCGGGCCGAUGUGGCCAUGACGGCCGCCCUGUCGGCGCUCGUGCGCUUCCUCGCCGAGAAGGUCAACGCGGCGGGCAGGGCCAAGGGCAAGGGCAAGGCCAAGGGCAAGGGCAAGGCCAAGGUCGAGGCGAUCGAGGCGCAGCCGCAGAGCAAGGAGGACGCCGAGUGGAACUCGUGCCUCAAGACCGACUCGCGCUCCUUCGCCAUCGCCUUUUGGUGCGAGAUGUACGGCGUCGACGAGGUCGAGCGCCUCGGGUACAGCAGGAAGGAGAUCCUCGACGCGCGCAAGACGGCCAUCCUCGCGCUCCCGACCCUCGUCGCCAUCCGCGAGGAGCGCGAGCAGCGCCGCGGCUCCAAGUCGGGCUCGAACGGCGCGGCGACCUCGACGCCGCACCCGCAGCAGCAGCAGGGCAGCACGCCCGACGGCGUCAAGCAGGACGAGGCGGCCGAGACGCAGCCGCAUGCGCAGCCGCACACGGGCGUCCACUCGUCGUCGUCGUCGUCGCGCGCGCUCGAGCCCGCCGUCGCGCCCCAGUCGACCUCGGCCGCGCAACCGGCCAAGAGCAAGGGCAAGGGCAAGAAGCGCGAGGUCAUCGUCCUGAGCUCGGACGACUCGAGUGCGUCGGACGGCGAGGCGCCCCUGUACGCGUCGUCCUCGCGCAUCGGCGGCGGCGGCUCGACCUCGGCAUCGGCGUCGACGUCCUCGGGCAAGCGCCGCAAGGCGUCGCUCACGCUCAAGGACGUCGUCGUCAACCGCAUCAUGGACAUCUUCUCGCGCCUCGCCCUCGACGACGUCGUCGCCGCCGCCGAGACCGUCCUCGCGACGUACGAGCUCGACGGCGACACGCUCGCCGAGGAGUCGACAGACGCUGUCACCAUGAUCGUCACGGCCACGGUCGGUGCGCUCGGGUACGCCGACUAGCGCCGCCUCCCCUCGCCCUCCUUGCCUCUUUCCCUCCUCUUGCUUCACUCGCCCGCACCGAUCCCCUCGUCGAGACUCGUCCCGCCUCUUUGCCCGCCUCGCCCUAGUCCCCGCACAGUGCCAUAACCCCGACUCGCGCGUCGCCGGCGAUCGUCUCUCUUUCGUAGCUCUGGCAGCACCGAGUGAGAUUAUACGGCGCCAUUUUCGCGA
This is a messenger RNA of Rhodotorula graminis WP1, 3020 nucleotides long. RefSeq lists its product as uncharacterized. Lineage: Eukaryota; Fungi; Basidiomycota; Microbotryomycetes; Sporidiobolales; Sporidiobolaceae. The record is from RefSeq and is a predicted model, not a curated record. The coding region runs from base 459 to 2810 and encodes 783 amino acids. The transcript has 11 exons.